Molecule: messenger RNA, 507 nt
Organism: Striga asiatica
Lineage: Eukaryota; Viridiplantae; Streptophyta; Magnoliopsida; Lamiales; Orobanchaceae
Source: the annotation of a GenBank genome assembly
AUGGUUGCGAACGUGAACUCGUCGGGUUUUAUUCCUUCGGUCAUCAUCUGGUGCCAAAAUCUCGGUAUAUCAUCACAGCUGAAUUUCAAAAGGCCGUCGAGCAUGGCAUUCCAAGACACAACAUCCUUAGGAGCACGCGUGGAGCAGGCUCACGAAAGUGAACUCAUUCGGCCUGAUUUCACUCCUAUGCAUAUCCGGAAACAGAGAAAUUGCUUCAUUUGGAAAACCCUUUUGUGCGAGGCCUGCAAUGAGGACCGUCCAAGUCGCCACAUUCUUCUCAGGCAUUUCAUCAAACAGCUUGAUGCCAUUCCAGACGUCCCCACUUUUGACAUACGCAUUUACCAAAUGGUUGUAGAUGAAUACAGAAUCGGGCGUGGGUUCGGAUGUUUUUACGAGCUUUGCAUGGAUUGCCGCGACUUUUCUCAAGUUCGAGACCUCCACACAUUGACGGAGAGAGGUGGCGUAGCUGGUGGCCAAUGUGUGAACCGUCUUGAACUGAGAAAUUAA